Nerophis lumbriciformis (worm pipefish) is the source of this 2802-nucleotide messenger RNA. RefSeq names its product proline-rich transmembrane protein 3-like. Lineage: Eukaryota; Metazoa; Chordata; Actinopteri; Syngnathiformes; Syngnathidae. The record is from RefSeq and is a predicted model, not a curated record.
AUUUUCUUUUGAAUUAUAGAGGAUCUUUGAGAACGUGUUCCAGGUAUUCACUUCAGCUGUGAUCCGGUCCUUGCAUUGUUUUGGUGUUGGUUGCAGGCAGCAUGGCGAUGGGAGGCUGCCAAGUAAGCAGCCGGUGCAGUAAGAAGAAUAAGCUUGAUGGUCUGCAGUGGUGAAUGUCAUCAGAGAGCAGCAAGCAGGCGCCCGAGGAGGACCUGCUUCACAUGAUGCAUCCAUGAAGGCAUAAGGAUUUACAGGUUUCGGAUCCGACUGGACAAAGAUGGGGUGUCUCUCUCUGCUCCUCAUUACUCUGACUGCGUGUCUCCCUUCACUUGGAAGCUUGUCAGACUCACAUUCCUGGACAGAGACGACCAUUCGUCGAGUGAGUGAAACAGAACAUAGCAGCGUGGGCAGCAAGGCAAACCGAUUGGAUGGCACAAUUCGUCCCCUUGCAGAGGAACAGGCCAGAAACCAAGAUGAGUUGACCCCGACUGGAAGCGUCGCCGUCACUAGACCUCAGUUAUUUGGGCCUGGAGCCUCUGGAGCAGCAGACGCUAAUUCUUCCGUUACAAUACGCAGUCGUCUAGGAGUAAAGUCCCUGGGCCGUCUCCGCAAAACUGCAAGUGUUGAUAACAGAUCCCUAACUGAUGAAGACCACCCAGUCCAAACUCGUGUGUUUUCCUCUGCGACAAAGGACAACUUGUCGAGAUAUGGACGACCAUGCAUCCAAAGUCCUUGUGUCCGUCUUACCAACUACAACGGCACCAACCUGCAGUGGGACGACAUGAGACGCACGCUGGCGUUCGCCUGGGAAAUCCACGUCUUUGGCUCAGCCAGCCUCUUUAUUCUGAUGGCGUCUUUGGCUUUUUUAGGACUAGUCGGUGCCUCCACUCUACCUUACCCCCACUGCGGCACUCUGAUGCUGGCUAACAGCGCCCUGAUUGUGGGGGGUGCCGUGCGGGCCGUCCACCUGCUGCUGGAUCCUUACGGGACCUGUCAGAUCGUGUCUCACGCCACGCUGGCGGCGCUGCAGAAUGUCCCCAUGCAGCUUCUCCCGUGGGCUCAGGUCACCCUCACGCUUGUCACGCCCAGGCGGUUCAAAUUGUUCCUGUUCCCGGUGAUGCUGCAGAAGCCUCAGGUGGUCGCAGGGCUGCUUGUCUCACACUGCACUGUUCUCCUAGCAGCAGACUUACAUUUCACUGAUUUAUUGCCACUGCUCCCUCUUUUCCUGCAGACUCUGUCCCUCUGCUGGGGCCUCCCGUUCUGCAUGGAAAUCCUCACCAAGUCCCUUUCCCAUUUAAACAUCUUCUACAGGUCUUCACUUCUUCGGGGGGUUUCUACACAGAGGAUCGAGAUGUGCGCAAAGCGAGUCACAGCCGUGUGCGCCUCCCUGGGCAUUGUUUGCUGUAGCCUUCAGAUUUGCAGUCUCCUGUGGCUCUACGGGCUGAUGGGGAACUGGAGGCGCUUCGGUUGGGGCUGGUGGCUAGGUCAGUUCUGGGCUAGGAUUCUGGAGUUAGCUUGGGGCUUCUCCUUGCUCGUCUUGGGUUCCUGGAUCUUCUGGAUGCCCUCCAGGAGACGUGGCCAACGCGAGGUCUCGAAGACGACAAGCUGGUGGGACAGGGUCUUAGCCAGCGUCCAACAAGGGCGGCUCAAGCGGAGUGAGAAGAAAUGGAGAGCGCUGAUGCCAAACAACUUGGCUAAGCAUCAUUUGUCAGGAGCGAGUUUCAUCACGAGUCCCUAUGAAAACCAACCGUCUGUCGUUGUAACAGAAUACAAGUGCGAUCCCUCCGGCAUCAGCAAUGGUGACUCUCAGGCAGCGUUCCUGCAAAAAGUGAGUGAGCGUGAAUGUAUUCUCUCCUUCAUUGAGCUUGACACGAGGUCACCAUCUCCCGUUAACCCGAGGCGCAGCAUGGACAAUGCCCUCCAUCACGGACAGCUUCUAGCCGGUAGUCUGUUUACACCUCCUCCUCCUUCAUGGACGCACUCUGACGACGAGAACGGCACGACGGCUUUCCCUCCGGCCUAUGUUGGCUACGGCUGGAUGAUAGACACGGAAUCCAUCCCCGCAUCUCUGGAUCAUUUCCAAGCCAGGGAGCCGUCACAGAUCACGGAUAACGGUUGUAAUGACCAGUCUCCGAAAACCCAUCGGGAAGAGGAGUUUUCUUCAAGGUUAUCAACGCCGUCACAUUCAAAUGAUUGGUCCGAUGAAGAUGUCACCAACUUUUAAGACGUAACAUCUUUAAUCUGAGGUCUUCAACACGGGGUCCGCAAAGGUACUGCAGGAGUGUUUUGACAUUUUUGAUGGAUUAGACUAAGGGGUCCCCAAACUACGGCCGAACACAAAGUCCGGCCUGCGGGAAGUCUCAAGCUUUUUUUUAAUUAGUCCGACCGCUUCUAUGUUAGCUACCUCUCUUUGUUUAUAAUGUCUAUUUUUCUGCUGGAUCUACUCUCGAUUUCCUUUUUGCUGCAACGGUUACAUAUACUGUAAUACUGUACAUCAGGAGUGUCCGACUCAUUUGAGUUCAGGGGCCGCAUGGAGGAAAAUCUGCGCACACGCGGGCCGGACUAUUAAAAUCAUGGCAUUAAAACUAAAACAUAAAGACAACUUCAUAUUGUUUUCUUUGUCUUACUUUGGCCAAAAAUAGAACAAACACAUUCUGAAAAUAUGACAAUAAAAGUAUUGAAAAAAAUACCCGGCAGCCGUAAAGUUUAGAUCAGGGGUCUCAAAACUACGGCCCGCGGGCCGAAUACGCCACAAUGUCGGGCGAGCGUGCACACGCGGCGCACUCUUUUAGUCAAUUAAUG